AUGUCGACCUUGACUCGGGCCUUCACCAAGCGCAACAAGCGCCCCGAGGUCUCCGCCCCGAUGCCCUACCGCGAGAAUCAAACCAAGUUCUCAGCCGGCACGAUCAAGCGCGGAAAGAUCUCGGGCCCUAUGGAGUUGUUGUCGACGACCAAUAUGCUGGCCUACAACGCCCCCAAUUUGCGAUCCGCUGGAUCAUCCUCGACCUCGUCGCUGCAGUCGCCGGACGACUCCGAGUUGUCCUUUGCACACCAGAGUUUCGGGUCCCCCGCCACCACCCCCGACGACUCUCCCGUCGACGCCAAUCCGCUCUCCGCGUAUUUCCCCAAGCGGUCAGCCACGGUGACCAGCCACCCCCGCUCCUCCACCUCGACCGCGUCCUCCACCGAAGCCCCGUUGGUCCCCAAGCGCGCGCUGUCGCAUACGAAGCGCUCCCACCAAGAGCUCGCCCGCCACCGCUCGCUGUCCCGGCUGUCACCGCCUCCAUUAAGCUCGACCCGCAGCAGUCCCCAAAUGCGACCCUCGCAGGACUACAAGCCGGAACCCCACCCGUUCGGAAAGGAGCUGGAGCAGGUCAACGAGGUGGCCGAGGAGUUCGGGGGGACCCGCAUCUUCGACGAGGAGGAGAUGUUCUUGUACAACAAGGGCCUGAAGAAGUUCACCGUCGACGACUACCUCGUGGAGAUCCAAGAUCUGUACGGCAGCAUCUUCGACGAUCAAUUAGGUCCGAUCGGCGCGGGUCCAUGGUUAUGA
Messenger RNA from Aspergillus campestris IBT 28561, 750 nucleotides. RefSeq lists its product as uncharacterized. The record is from RefSeq and is a predicted model, not a curated record. NCBI's taxonomy places the organism in Eukaryota, Fungi, Ascomycota, Eurotiomycetes, Eurotiales, Aspergillaceae. The transcript has a single exon. The coding region runs from base 1 to 750 and encodes 249 amino acids.